Messenger RNA from Coccinella septempunctata (seven-spotted ladybird), 2678 nucleotides. Its product is annotated as serine protease snake-like. NCBI's taxonomy places the organism in Eukaryota, Metazoa, Arthropoda, Insecta, Coleoptera, Coccinellidae. The record is from RefSeq and is a predicted model, not a curated record. The coding region runs from base 467 to 1861 and encodes 464 amino acids. The transcript is spliced from 6 exons. Gene Ontology annotation, biological process: proteolysis. Gene Ontology annotation, molecular function: serine-type endopeptidase activity.
AAUGUCGAAAAAAAUUCAAGAGCCGUCAGAAUAUAAUGUUCUAGUUCAUAGCAGUGUUGCACCCACACAUAUGAUAAUAUUUUUGAAAGCAUUAAACGCCAAUAAUCAUCAGCUACCAAAAAUAAUUUAUCAGCAAAAACGAAAUCUACUUCUGGUCCAUUACACGAUUAUCUGGAGAUAUUAAUAACGAAGUAGGUUACCUACUAAUUACCGUCGUGAUUAUUAAUUAUUCAUGAGGACUGAGAGAUUCAAUCUAGAGAAUACCUUGUUGUAAACAACUCGACAACAGUUGUUUUUAUCACUAAACGCAUAGCUUGCGCCCGAAGAACGUUUACGAGUCGCCAAGACUGAAGUUGUAUACGGAAGAUUUUCGAGUUUGUCAAGAGUUCACACAAAUGACGGCUGGUAAACCCAAAAUUGGUGCUUAUCGCGUUGUGAUUUCCAAAAAACUAGGUGAAACUCAAUAAUGACCGUUCAAAGUACAAUGGUGGAAGGCUGGUGUAUUUUUUUCCUAGUUAUUUCCAGUUGUCAAAUUGUUUUUCCACAAGUUGGAAAUUCGUGUUUUAUAAGGAAUACAGGAACACGAGGAAUCUGUAAAAUAUCGUCCGACUGCCCUGCAGCAGAAGGACAAGCGAGGAAUGGAAUUGAUCCAACAGUAUGCGGCUAUUUUCAGCUGACUACUCCUAUUGUUUGCUGUGAAAAAAAUGAAUUUGAAGACGGAGAGUAUCAGUCACCCUCUAGGCCUCUUUAUCAGCGACCAAGACCUAGUAACACAUUUUCUAGCGAAGAAAAUGACAAUAAAUUUUCCAACAGCCAGGACAACGGCAUAUUUUUUAGUGGAAAUAAAGAAUUCGAAUCUGUAUCUUCGAAUGUUAAUACUUUCCAGUUAUAUCCGGAGGAUUCUGUUGUGAACUAUGGAAAUGGCGAUUCUAUUAUUUAUCCUAAUGAUAUCGAGUCAAAUAGCAAUAAUAACGUCGUGCUAAGGAAGAGUGAGGCAAAGUGUUUGAAUUACACAAAACCUUUCAAUGAAGUUGUUCAGGCAAUUCCACUCCUGACAGAAACAGAAGUUGUUAAUGUGAACGUGGAGAAAUGUAACAACAAUGGAGUUCCGUUGAUUGUUGGAGGUGAACCGGCAAGACCAGGGGAAUUUCCGUUCAUGGCAGCACUUGGUUUUUACGUCGACAAUGCUAUUGAUUGGCGCUGUGGUGGAACGCUCAUAAGUGAACGUUUCGUUGUCACUGCAGCACACUGCACUUAUUCUAGAGAUGCAGGUUCUCCAAAAGUAGUAAGGUUGGGUGAGAUAGAUUUAACAAAAUCUUCCGGAAGACGAAGCCGCUUCGACUUCAAUGUAGCUCAUAUAAUAGCACAUCCAGACUAUAACUAUCCUCUCAGAUAUAACGACAUAGCCUUGAUAGAACUCGAUAGAGAUGUGAGUUUUACUGAUUAUAUUCGUCCUGCCUGCUUAUAUACAAGUACUCAUAUAGAGCAGACACAAUCAGUUGCAACAGGUUAUGGCAAAAAUGAAUUCGCAGCCUCAGAAAACAUCAAUAAAUUGAUGAAAGUUGUCUUACACAUAUAUAAAAACGAAAAAUGUGCACAAACCUUUGGCAGUGACAAAAGAAGUCUUCCUAGGGGUAUUAUCCAGAGUAUGCUUUGUGCAGGGGAUAUAAAAGGCGGACAUGAUACAUGCCAAGGAGAUUCCGGUGGACCUUUGUUAAUCACGAAAAAGAGUAAUAAAUGCAAGUUUUUCCUUGUUGGAAUAACUUCAUUCGGAAAAUCCUGUGGAGAGGCUAACACUGCAGCUGUCUACACGAAAGUAUCAGCUUAUAUAGAUUGGAUAGAGGCCAUGGUAUGGCCUUAGCUGCAUGGAGAAUUAUCCACAAAUUAAUUAAUCUGUCGCAAAUAUUUUUACACUGUUUCCAAUUAUCAGAGAAAAGUUGAUGAACAACAUGGCAUUUUCAAUUCUCUGAGGAAACAUUACAUAUGUACUUCAUCUUGAACUUGAAACUAGUUAUUUUGAAUUAAUUUUCAUUAUGGAGGAGUACCUCUGAAGCACCGAAUGUCUUGUCAGUUGUCCAUUUUGAUAACAUCAGUGCAUCUGAAAUGUUUACAAUUUUGAGGUGCCAAGAUUUCUCCAAUGUGCAGAUUUUGUUUUCUACUGGUAUACACUAACAGUGAAUUGACCCAUUCCAUCAAAGAAUUGGAUUAUUAAAUAACAUUACAAUAAAGGUAAUGUCGAUAUUAUCAGAAUAUAAAAUUUCUCUGUAUUAAGAAAAUAUUCUACGAAACAAGAAGUUCAGAUACAGUAUUAAUAUGCUUCACUUUUCUUUCUUGGUUCUAGCAAAGAGUAACUUGAGAGUUGAUUUUUGGUUCUAGUCACUUUUGGUCAGUAUGAGUUCAAACAAAUACAUGUUCAAAAAUCUCAGUGAGAAUAAAUAUAUUACUCAAUUUUGUAUAAUAACACACAUGGAACUUCUAUUAACUAUUGAAAAUAUGUUCCCAAACUCUCUGCCGAUAUAUACAUAUAUGUAUUAUGAAAGAAUAAGAACUUCCAUUAAGUGGAUAUCAAGGAAUUUUUCCACACUAUUGCCUUUCUGCAUCAAUAUUUUUUUUGUGAGUGAAUAGUUAUUUGAAUAUAAAUUAAUACGAAUAUUUCCAAAUAAAGCAUAUAAAAAAGA